Messenger RNA from Nicotiana tabacum (common tobacco), 891 nucleotides. The record is from RefSeq and is a predicted model, not a curated record. NCBI's taxonomy places the organism in Eukaryota, Viridiplantae, Streptophyta, Magnoliopsida, Solanales, Solanaceae.
AUGACCACUGUUAGAUGUAUUCUAGCAGUUGCAGCCAAAAUGAAUUGGAAACUUUUUCAAUUAGACGUCAAUAACGCUUUUCUUCAUGGUGAUUUACAGGAAGAGGUAUACAUGAGAUUUCCACCAGGAAUGACUUCACCCUCUGUUAAUCAUGUUUGCAGAUUAAAAAAGUCCUUAUAUGGACUUAAACAGGCUUCGCACCAGUGGUAUGCAAGACUCACUGAUGCCCUCAAUUUCAAAGGUUAUUCCCACUCUAUUAACGACUAUUCCUUAUUUUUCAAAAAGACAGCUUCCGACAUUUCUAUUGUUGCUGUUUAUGUAGAUGACAUACUUCUAACGGGUAAUGAUAUUACAGAACUUUCUAAUCUAAAGGCAUUUCUCAAUUUAGAAUUCAAAGUCAAAGAUCUUGGAGAGGCAAAUUAUUUUCUCGGAAUGGAAAUAUUACGAGAAAAACAGGGACUAAUUAUCAGUCAGAGAAAGUUCACCUUUGACCACCUUUCUGAGUUUGGUGUCCUUCAUUCACGUCCAGCUUCAUCUCCACUAGACCCUAGUUGCAAGCUUCGUGCCGAUGUUGGUAAGCCUCUUCACGAUCCAACCAUCUACAGGCGACUAGUGGGCAAGCUCAAUUUUUUAACCCAUACUCAUCCUGACCUAUCUUUCGCCGUUCAGCAUUUAAGCCAAUAUAUGCAAAAUCCGCGUCAACCUCAUUUUGAUGUCGGUCUACACUGUCUCCGAUAUCUGCUCUCUUCGCCGGGGCUUGGCCUCUUUAUGAAUCCAGACCACUCUUUACAAUUGCUCGCUUUUUGCGACUCUGAUUGGGGAUCCUGUCCGGAGACACGUCGCUCAGUGAGUGGAUUUUGCAUCAACCUCGGAGGAUCCUCUGUUUCAUGA